AUGUUGGUGGUCAUUGGUGAGACUGGUUCAGGUAAGACCACACAGGUGACUCAGUACCUUGCCGAAGCAGGUUACACAACGAAAGGAAAGAUUGGGUGUACGCAGCCUCGUAGGGUCGCAGCAAUGUCCGUUGCAAAGAGGGUAGCUGAGGAGUUUGCUUGUCGUUUGGGAGAGGAGGUAGGGUAUGCUAUUCGGUUUGAGGAUUGCACUGGGCCAGAUACGGUGAUCAAGUACAUGACUGAUGGUAUGCUUCUAAGGGAGAUUCUGCUUGAUGAAAACCUUUCUCACUACUCUGUUAUAAUGCUUGAUGAAGCUCAUGAGAGGACAAUUCACACUGAUGUGUUGUUUGGUAUUCUAAAGAAGCUUCUGAAACGCAGGCCUGACCUUCGUCUGAUUUUCACAUCCGCCACAUUAGAUGCAGAUAAAUUCUCUGGCAAACAGCCAGAAAGCGAUUACUUGGAUGCAGCUCUGAUCACAGUUCUUCAGAUCCACUUGACUGAGCCAGAAGGCGACAUUCUUCUCUUUUUGACAGGACAGGAAGAUAUUGAUUCUGCAUGUCAGUCUCUGUACGAGAAGAUGAAAAAUCUAGGUAAAAACGUUCCUGAACUCAUCAUACUUCCUGUUUACAGUGCCCUUCCUAGUGAAAUGCAGUCUAGAAUAUUCGAUCCUCCUUCUCCUGGUACACGGAAAGUGGUUGUAGCUACGAACAUUGCAGAAGCUUCAUUGACAAUAUAUGGAAUAUAUUAUGUUGUUGAUCCCGCGUUUGCGAAGCAGAACGUGUAUAAUCCAAAGCAAGGUCUUGAAUCGCUUGUCAUAACUCCAAUCUCACAGGCAUCAUCGAAGCCAAGGGCUGGAUGUGCUGGUCGUACUGGUCCCGGGAAAUGUUACCGUCUCUACACAGAGAGCGCAUACCUUAACGAGAUGCCUCCUACAUCAAUCCCUGAAAUCCAGAGGAUUAAUCUUGGAAUGACAACCCUGACCAUGAAAGCAAUGGGAAUCAGUGACCUGUUGUCGUUUGACUUCAUGGAUCCACCUCAACCACAAGCGUUGAUCUCUGCUAUGGAACAGUUUUACAGCUUGGGAGCUUUCGAUCAGGAAGGUUUGUUGACGAAGCUAGGUAGAAAAAUGGCUGAGUUUCCUCUCGAACCACCACUCUCUAAAAUGUUGCUAGCGAGUGUGGAUCUUGGGUGCAGCUAUGAGAUUUUAACGAUGAUUGCCAUGAUCCAGACGGGCAAUAUAUUCUAUAGACCGAGGGAGAAGCAAUCUCAAGCAGAGCAGAAGAGGUCAAAGUUUUUCCAGCCUGAAGGUGAUCACUUGAUGUUGCUAGCUGUGUAUGAAGCUUGGAAGGCUAAAAACUUCUCAGGUCAAUGGUGUUUUGAGAACUUUAUACAAUCGCGAUCACUUAGACGUGCCCAUGACGUGAGGAAACAGCUUCUCAGCAUUAUGGACAAAUAUAAACUAGAUGUGGUAAGUGCUGGAAAGAACUUGAUGAAGAUAAGGAAAGCAAUCACAGCAGGAUUCUUCUUCCAUGGAGCAAGAAAAGAUCCACAGGAAGGUUACAGGACGCUGGUGGAGAAUCAACCGGUUUAUAUACACCCGAGCAGUGCAUUGUUCCAGAGACAACCAGAUUGGGUGAUAUACCAUGAUCUUGUGAUGACGGCCAAGGAGUACAUGAGAGAAGUGACUGUGAUUGACCCAAAGUGGCUUGUUGAUCUAGCUCCAAGGUUUUUCAAAGUGGCUGAUCCAACCAGAAUGAGCAAGCGGAAGCGCCAGGAAUGCAUAGAGCCUCUGUAUGAUCGUUAUCACAAACCUAACUCAUGGCAUCUCAGCAAAAGACGUGCUUGA
Eruca vesicaria subsp. sativa (arugula) is the source of this 1845-nucleotide messenger RNA. NCBI's taxonomy places the organism in Eukaryota, Viridiplantae, Streptophyta, Magnoliopsida, Brassicales, Brassicaceae. The record is from the annotation of a GenBank genome assembly.